Molecule: messenger RNA, 3482 nt
Organism: Triticum dicoccoides
Lineage: Eukaryota; Viridiplantae; Streptophyta; Magnoliopsida; Poales; Poaceae
Product: titin-like
Exons: 9
Coding region: 105-3236 (1043 amino acids)
Biological process (GO): negative regulation of transcription elongation by RNA polymerase II
Molecular function (GO): histone reader activity
Source: RefSeq, a predicted model, not a curated record
CAACCCAAAAACCCCCGUCCAUUCACUCUCGCCUGCCCCUGCCUCUCUCUGCCUGCGUGCGUGUGUGGGGAGCGUGAGGAGCGAGGACGGAGGAGAGGAAUCCAAUGGCGGGGCAGGCGGUGAGGCCGAACCCCUGCGCCGCGUUCCGCUCGGUCCCGCCGCCGCUGCCCGCGCGCCGCGCCGACGCCGCGACGAGGACCAAGGAUGCACCUUGUCCUACCUCUAAUGGCGAUAGAGGUCUUUCUGGGCAGUGCAAAAAGCCUCCAGAGCAUGCCAUGCAUAAGCCGUCUGGUGGUACAUAUACAAAACCUGAUGCAAGAGUGAAGUUGAUUCCGGCAGAAGACAUCACUUAUGUACGGCAUGGAAAGCCUUUUGGUAGAACAGUUGGCUCAGCAAAACUGCAGAAAAGACACUGCAGACGAAGUGUCACUCCUCCUCCGAGUUCGCGUAAAAUUUCUCUUGCGAGAUCAACACCACUUACUCACAAGUCUACGACACCGUUUACUCCCAAGGCCAUGCCACCGCUUAAUCACAAGGCUUCGGCGCCUCUUACCCACAAGGCCGCGACACCUCUUACUCACAAGCCCAUGACACCACCCCAUCCUGUUGCCUCGUGUCUUUCUCCUAAGAGAGUUGAGACAGCUCACAAGGCCUUGAGACCUCUUAGUCCCAAGCCCACUACACCACCCCUGCCUGUUGCAUCGUGUCUUUCUCCUAAGAGAGUUGAGACAGCUCACAGGGCCUUGGGACCUCUUAGUCCCAAGCCCACAACACCACCCCUGCCUGUUGCAUCGUGUCUUUCUCCUAAGAGAGUUGAGAAAGCUCACAAGGCCUCGAGACCUCUUAGUCCCAAGCCCACUACACCACCCCUGCCUGUUGCAUCGUGUCUUUCUCCUAAGAGAGUUGAGACAGCUCACAAGGCCUCGGGACCUCUUAGUCCCAAGCCCAGUACACCACCCCUGCCUGUUGCAUCGUGUCUCUCUCCUAAGAGAGUUGAGACAGCUCACAAGGCCUCGGGACCUCUUAGUCCCAAGCCCACUACACCACCCCUGCCUGUUGCAUCGUGUCUUUCUCCUAAGAGAGUUGAGACAGUUGAAAACAGGCAAUUUUUCUCUCUCAAUCGGCCAUCACCACUCUACAAGUCUGUCCAGAGAGGUGCAUUUCCUCCAUCUGUUUUGCGGAAAGAGUCAGAGAUGAAUCCCAUCAACCCUAGUUCUGUGCAUGUUCCUCCUGCAUAUUCAAGGAAGGUUCCUCUUACUACAAAGGCAGAACCACCUCCUAAGAGUGUCAUCACACUUGACAACAAAAAGUUAUGCUCUAUAAGCAAUCAGGCUGCACUUAAAUGUCAGCCCACAAAAAGAGACGCAGAUCCUAUUGUGGAAAAAGAAACUACUGUGAAGCUUCCAUUACUGAGCCCAACAUCUGUGCUUAGUUCAAGUUCCACCGAGGUAUGUCUAGAUACUGGAAGGUCUUCGUCCAGACUAAAUUUGUUUGAUGGAAAAUCCAAGCUGGACUCACUGCAGCCUGAAACAAACAUACCUCAAGCAAAAAGCCCAGAGUCUACAAUUCCAACCCCAUGUGCUCAACUUUCCGAUGAUCUGAGAGUUGUUUCCUCCACUAAGAGCCAUGUCGAGAGACAAACGAACCAGGAACCAUCAAUUAGUCGUAACAUGUCUUCAGGUGCCCAAUUAAUUCUACAUACACCACUGUGCAAGGAGACAUACCAACCAGAGGCCUGCUGGAAGGGCAAAUUUGAAAUAACUGGAGAGCUAACACACACUUGUGAUGGACUUGAAGCCUAUUUCCCUUGUGAAAUUUCUAGCAAAGUUUAUGAAGCUUCAAAACAGAUGCCUGAAAUCUUGAAGCUAGAGGCUCUACCUCUUUCUGGCCUGUUACCAAAAAAAUUCAAGAUGGAACCACCUUGUGCUCAAGAUAUUGGACUGUGCUUCAUAAGUUCUUGUCAAAGGCCAAAUAGGGACUCUUACCAUCUCCUGGAAAAUGUUUCUUCACAUAUUGGCUUGCGGACUGACAUCGGCACCGUGGACUUGCUUAUAUUUUCGUCCAAGCUGCUUACGGAAGAUGAUCAAACGAAAGACGGAGAACUUUACCUUUUUGGAGUUUUCCAGAAGCAUACCAGAAAGAGGCAGCACCGAGUCGACAGUCAUACAGAUAUCAGCAAUGCUGGCCUUUCAAAGGGAGACUGUCAUAUAUCUGAGGAUAUUGGCAUGGACCUGGAUAUGAUAGGAGGCAAAUACACAAAAGGUAAAAAUCGUGAGAUUGGCAUGAAACUGGAUGCAACAGAGGUCAAAAAGGUGGAAACGAGCAAACCCAAGGAGGUUGAUGCAAAUGCUGUGCUCAGUAAUGCAGCUCCCGCUGUUUCUUUCUUCACUGGGUCUUGUAGUCCUGACUCCGCAGGGACUACAGAUUCUCUAUGCAAAUCUGCUAGGAGAGCUCCUGCUUGCGGAGACCUUGUUUUGGACCCACCUCCAGGAUUUCCUCUUGAUGUCCCUCCUGGCUUCACAAGAGCUCAUUGUGGGCUUCGUAGAGGAAAAACUGCAGAAUCACAUAUCGACUCUUCUCCCAGCCUUGCUUUCGACACUCCAGGACUGAGACUUGAUGCUCCUCCUGGAUUUACAAAAGCACAUGGUGGGUUACACACCAAUGACAGCAGCAUGCCUUCUCCUGGAUCAGAAAAUGGUGCUUCCACUCUUUUCUCUGAGAAAAAGUCCCCAAUCAAGUUCUCUCUCAACAUUACAAGGCCUCCUGGAUUUGCUAAAUUGGCUGAGGUGAAAAAAGAGCCUGGGUUACCAGCAUUCUUUAAGGCUACGGAGAAAACACCACCAAUUGGAAAAGCAAAUGAAAAGGAUAUCAAGCAUGAUAAGCAGGUGAACGUGGAAGUGGAGUUGGAUGACAGCUCGGAGGAGCGAGAGUUUCCCAAGACCAAGAGGCUCUCAGAUAUCCUGGGUUCUUGUGCCUCUUCGUCUUGGAGGAACAACGCUACUACCUCAGCCGCACCUCGAAACUGCUCCGAAGUUUUCAGGCCUGCGACUGCGAGCAAGUUUGAGGAACAAAAGCAGCAGCAUCGGCAUUGCAGGAAGAGAGGGCAGCAGGAAGCAUCCAAAUCCGAUGCUGCUGUUGAGGCCACCAAAAGGCUCAAGGUCAACGGCCGCAUCGCACUGAACGGAUGUCCUGCCCUUAACUCCAACCAAGCGCAGCCCAAAACUCCACCAACAUAGCCGAGGUCGUCCUUCGUCUCCCGACCUGACGCAAGUGCUCUGUCUUGUGUGCGUGGCGUGUCGUCUCAACUGCUACCUCUAACUAAUCGGCUAUGAAAACAGACGGUGAUUAUCAUGUCAUAUGUGUAUGUAGUCAGACAGAUAUAAUUUUAUGUAUGUACUAGCUGGGCCUACUGUCAUGUCAGAACAAAUAUUGCUUUUCUUGACCUUUUGAGUAACAACAAGUGACAACAUGGUUAGUUAGCA